CAAAACCACCACAACACAGAAAGGUGAAGAACAACCUGGAGUUGCAGCACUGUGCACAUGCCCAGAGUACUUUUGCCAUCCAUCACUGUCAGUGAAGGUUUCCAUUACAGCAGUCACAGAUGACUGAGCAGGGGAAGAUAGUCAUGCCGACUGUUGGAGCAACAGGUAGCAGGGGACGACUGACCGGCAACACUGUCAAACUCUACAACACUUUUCAUGACCCGGGCAGGGUGAACUUCGCUUCUUAUUCCGGACAUCUCAGUGGGACGGGCUUCACUUCAAACCAGAGACCAGCCAUAUAUUACAGGCCCAGUUUGGACCGCAUUGACAACCCCCAGUUUGGACUCUUGUUAUCGGACAGUUUCAUGUCUCAAACCAAACAACACUACCGGCCUCACAUCUGGUCUGAUUGUUCGGGGCCUUUGCCAAACCUCAUUAAUAAACCCAGUGACAGCGGCUUCUAUCAGUUGAGGAAUUGUCCGAGAACAGUGACUGUAGAGGAAAAGACAGAAUACCAAAGAUUGUUUGUGCCACAUCGUCUUACACCGACAGUUUCCCAGAACCAUGCUACCGUGCAUCCAAGAGGACAAAGUGGUUUCACUGAGGGAACAGACCUUCAACUAAAUACAUUUCAGGAGAAAAAAAGCAUGGUUGAACCUCUCCAGACUCACAGAUCAGUGAUGAAAAAUGACUUCAUGCCACCGUCAUUUCUGCAGGGCACUGAGGCGAGACCAAGCCUGUGCAGCAACCUUUUUUCUCGAGAAACAGGAUUCACGCGAGGUGCCAUCGCUCCCUUGGCCUGCCCAACCUCCCUUCUGCCAUCACCCCAGACUAAACGUAAUGCACCAACUGAGAAGACCAUUGGAAAAAAGGAGCCCACAGGGUUUCUUCUCAAUGCUCCAAACAACCAUGCUUUCCCUAACAGACCUUUUGAUGGUUCACACUUCAGCACACAUUAUAAAAGAAUGUUUUGUCAUGAUGCCGAUUAUGAAAAGUUGAAAUCUGGCCACAUUGGUGCAGGAAUCAUCAGUGCAAAAAUAGACAGCGGCUACAAUCGUCGAGACAUGGACAGGUUCAUCUUAAGAGGCUAGACCUUCACACACCUGAUAUGGAACCUGCAUG
Molecule: messenger RNA, 1122 nt
Organism: Perca flavescens (yellow perch)
Lineage: Eukaryota; Metazoa; Chordata; Actinopteri; Perciformes; Percidae
Gene: saxo4
Product: stabilizer of axonemal microtubules 4
Exons: 12
Coding region: 120-1091 (323 amino acids)
Molecular function (GO): phosphatase binding
Source: RefSeq, a predicted model, not a curated record